AUGGUUUUUUUAAUAAAGGCAAUUAUACUCUUAUUACCCUUGCUAAGCCUAGCAUAAAGAGUAAAACUUUAAGGAUCGAAGUCUAUACGUAUGAAUUGCAGAGAGAUAGACAAAACAAACAAUGGCUUUUUGGGAAGUUAGUACUUUUAUCAGUCCCUUUCAUAAUCUAGAACUCUGCAAAAUCUUGAUAAGAUUACAUUUACUUUAUGGAUAAACGUUUAUGAAUAAUCCAAAUUAAAUGGGAAGUAAAUUUUGUUUGCUUUUGUUGAUGGCAACACAAAUAAUCCUUAUCUUAAUUUAAUGUUGUAUUACUAAUAAUCUACAGGAAAUUAUAAUAUGACAUUAACGAAUUAGAGAUAGUCUCCAGAAAUCCUUAACUUAACACGGUAAAAUGAUCUUUAUAUUGGCAGCUGGUAUCAUAUAGUUUUAUCUAUAGAUUAAAGCACGAACCAUACAUUUAUUAAUUUGAAAUUUUUUUCUACGAUAGAUUAAUAGAUGAAUUCAAUUUAGGAGACUCUAGUGAAUUAAAAAUUAAAAUAUAACUUUGGGGUACAUUCUAGAAUAACAAAUGAGUAAUUAUUUGGCUCCUCUACUGAUUACAAAGCAUGUGUCAACAUUGCUAAUUUUUAUUACCAUAACGGAUGGACAACUAUGGAUUCAGAAAUUUAUUUGGACUAUGAUUUAGAACUGAAAUUUUUUUUAAAACCUUAUCAGUUAAAAGGUCUAAAUGUUUCAGAUUAAUAUAUGAAUGUAAAUCUGAGAUAAAAGUCUAACCCAAUAAUUUAUAGUGAUUCUAUUGGAUUGUUGUUGUUUAAAAAUACACAGAUAGUGUACACAUUUAUGGAGGAUCUAGUUUCCUUAACAAUGAUGUUUUGGAUUAAACCAUAAAAUAUAAAAUCGCUUUUUUAGUUUAUUUCUUUGACUGAUGAUUCAUUGUAGUCGACAAGCUUAGGUUUUGGAGUAAAUUUAGAUUAUUAAUUAUAAUUUCAUUAAAAUUAUAGUAAUUAUUUCUUAGGUUUACUUGGUAAUAAAACAUGGUUUCAUGUGACAGCAGGUGUUUUGGAGCUAAGUUAUAAUGCUGAUUUUAUUCCAACAAAUUAAAAAAAGCUAUUAAGAGUUUAUAUUAAUAGUGAAUAGGUUUCAUAGAAAAUCAUAUACAACAUAAGAUCAUACAAAAGAUUAAUUUUUGGACCACUAUUUAUUGAUACUAUUGGAGCAGAAAUGAUUGAUAUUUAAGAUAUCAGAAUUUUUAAAGGUUAUGGCAUUUAAGAAGGUCGAGGAGAUUGCUUACUAUUUGUUGGGUCAUAUUGUGCAUUCUGUUAACCUAAUACUCAUUAUUGCUAUGAGCAAGAUCCAAAUGAUGAUACAAAUAUUUAUAUUUGUGCAGCUGGCUUUUAUGAAACUUAGAACGGCUGUUAUCCUAUAACGAUAUAGAAUUGUCUUAGACAAUAAAGACAAUAGUGUAAAAUUUGUGCAGAUAAUUACAAUUUAUAAAACGGAUAGUGCUAUUAGAUAGAUUCUUUAGUGUCUCCAUAUGCUUGCUAAGAUUCUAAUGCAAUAUUUUGCAUUAGAAACAUAUUGAAAUCUAUUGCUGAGAAGACCAUUAUUGAAAUGAGCAAACUUUGUAAAACUAAUUUUAACACUUAGAAUAUUAAGGCUCAUUGCCAAGAAGAUUUAUCAAAUAAUUGCUUGUAGGCUCAAUACUUUUAAAAAUGCUUUAAAUGCAGAAAAGAUUACUAUUUAACAGAAUUAAAUACAUGUGAAAAGACUUGUACACAGGAUUACAGAUUUUCAUAUAAUCAAGUUUGCCUAAAAAAGUGUCCAGAAAAAUAUUUAUACGAGUAUGAUUGUAAAAAUACAUAAUAACAACUUAUAUACACAUGCAACAGUGUGAAAAAUUGCAAAAAUAACGUAAGUAAUAUCAGUUAUUAUUGUCUAAAUGAUAUCGAAUUAACGGGUAAGUAUUUAAAAUGUGAUCAUCCUAAUUCAAACUAGGAUAAUAAAAACUAACUGGAUUGCCACUUAUCUUGUAAAUAUUGCUUUGGUGGAAAGGAAAAUCAAUGUCUGGGCUGUUAUGAAGAUUAAUUCUUUAGUCCUUAUGAUACAACUUGUGUGAAGGAUUGCAAUAAUCUUAGAAUGUUCAAAUAUAAUAAUAGAGAUACAAUGGUUUGCGAAAUAGAAUGUCCACGACCUUAUUUAACAUAGGAAUUAGAAUGUGUCAAGAAUUGUAAAUAUGGCUAUGCUAUUUAUAAUGCUACAGUAUGUCUUCCAAAAACUAAAAUUACAGAUAAUUUCUUAAUGACUUAUUAUGAUACUUCCCAAUAAAUAACUAUAUUUGUUGAUUGUCCUGAAGUUUGCUAAACAUGCAUAAGUGAAAAAAUUUGUACUAGUUGUCUAAAUCAUUAUAUUUUAAACGACAAUAAAUGUCUUACAACAUGCUAUCCACAAUAUCUCUAUGUUAAUAAAGAUUAUGUCAAUCAUUGCUUAAAUAACUGUGAUCCAAAUGAUUUUGUAUAUGAUAAUGUUAAUAUUGACGGAUAUUCAAUUAGACAAUGCUUCAAACUUAAAUGUGGCUCUAUCUAGAUUAAUAAAAAGUAAUAAACUUAUUUACAUUAAACGAAAUAUCGUACUUGUGUUUAUCCAUGUGACGAUCAGUAUUAUCCUGAAUAAAAAACAAAUUAAUGCUCUAAAUGCAACUCACCUUGUUAUAAUUGUUAAAACUCAGCUAAUUUUUGUACUAAAUGCUUGCCAGGUUUAUUUCUAUAAGAUAAUAGUUGUAUAAAUCCCUGCAUUUCUAAAUUUAAAAAUUAUAUCAAUAAUCAGUGCGAAGACACAUGCUCUAGCGGAUUUACAAUUAACGAUAAAAUUAAUGGCAUUAAAUAUCAAGGCUGUGUUUCUUUUUGUGGGGAAAUAUUUUCUAUGUUCCUUUAUAUACUCAAUUUUUAAUGCUACCAGACUCCCCCCAUUGGAGCGUAUUGCAUAGGCUACUAAUGUUACGAUUGCUAUUAUUAAUGCAAGACUUGUUCUGGUCCCUAACAAAAUGAAUGUUUAUCUUGUUAUGAUAACACAUUUUUUUUUGAUAAUUAGUGUGUAGUAGAUUGUGAUACUUAGUUUCAUGAUUUAUUAAAUUGGAAAUGCGUCGAUGUUUGCCCAAGCAAUUCAUACACUACUACAUCUCUCAAUAUAUUAAUUAAUACAGAAGUUAAACUAAAAAUAUUCUGUUCCUCCACGUGCUUACAUAAUUAAUUCUAAUAUUAGGAUUAAUGUACUGAUACCUAACCAGAAGGAACUUCCUGUGUUCAAAAGUCUGAUUAUAAAUUAUGUGAUAAAUGUGUAACUGAAUGUGAGGAAUGUGUUGACCACUAUUCAACUACGUGUUAGAAAUGUAAUCCAGGAUUUUAUUUAUACAAUACUACUUGCUCAUAGGAAUGUCCUGAUGAUAUUCCUUAUAAAGAUACACUUAAAAAUAUCUGUGUUGAUUUUUGUGACAAUAAUUAUUAUCAUUAAAAUGGAUUUUGCGUUGCUAGCUGUUUAGAAAAUUAUUACAGAUACGAUGCUCAGAAAUAAUGUUAUGAAUUUGAUUGUCCAAAAGGAACGUAUAACAAAGUUUCUACACUUAAUUGUUACGAUUGUUCUCAAGGAUGUGCUACUUGUCAGGAUGGAAAAUCAAAUUCAUGUAUCACAUGUAAAGAAGGAUAUUUUCUGCAAGGUACUUCAAGAUGUACAAAUGUCUGUAAUGUGAGUCCAGAUCUUUAUUAAGAUUGGAUUAAUGGAAAAUGUGUUAACUAGUGUCCAACUGGAACAUACUUGUAAACUUUACCUAGUGAGUAACUAGCAUGUAAAAACACUUGUCCUUUAUAUUAUUAUUCGAAUCUUUGUGUUGCAAUAUGUCCUGUUCAAUCUUUUCUUGAAGGAACAACUUGCACUUCAUGUGCAGGAGCUUGUAGGCUGUGUUAUGGUAGAUAAGCUAACCAAUGCACAUAAUGUAAUUCUGGAUAUUAUUUGGCUGAUACUACUUGUGUUGAAAUAUGCCCAAAUGCAACGCCUUAUUAAAAUCUAGCUGAUUAAACUUGUGUCUCAAUUUGCCCACAAAAUCAUUUCUUGUAUUUAGCAAAAAAAUACUGUUUUAGCUAUUGUCCAAGUACCUUAACUAUUUAUCAAUUAAAUGGUAAAAAUGAAUGUGUUGAUUAAUGUUAUUCUAACUCUUAUCUAUACUCAAGAACGUGCUAUCCAUGCCAUAGUUAUUGUUAAGAAUGCUAUGGACCAAAAAAUGGAAAUUGUUUAUCAUGUUCAUCAGAAUACUAUUUUUAUGAAUAAAAAUGUGAAAUAUCUUGUCCAUCAUAAUUAUACACUGAUUUACUAGAUAGAAAGUGUAAAGUGUCUUGUCCAUCCACUACUGUUAUAUAAGGUUAGUAUUGUAAAACCAAUUGUGAUACAAAUUAUUAUUAAUAUGGCUAACUUUGUGUCCUAAACUGUCCACAAUUUACCUACAAAUUAAGUGACAAAUGUUUACUUUGCAACCCUCUAUGUAGGUCUUGUAGUGGACCUUUAGCAACUUAGUGUUCUUCCUGCUUAGAAAAUUAUUUAUUAAAAGGCAGUACUUGUACACAAGCUUGCCCAAACCUAUAUGAUUACGAGACAUAACAAUGUGUGAGCACUUGUGAUAAAAAGCAUGAGUUAACUGAUUUCAAAAGUUGUGUGACAACUUGUCCUGCUGGAUAUCUAUAAUGUAGUGGAAAAUGUUUGAAAACUCCACCAGAUGGGUAUUAUUCAGAUGGAGUAUAUUGCAUCUAAUGCAAUAGCAAAUGUACCAAAUGCACAUCCCUAAAUAUAUGUUAAGCGUGCAGUAGAAACUACUUUCUAACUUUGUAGACCUGUGAUAAGAUUUGUACUAAUAAAUAUCUUUACAUGGAUCCAACAACAUAGACUUGCGUUACAAAAUGUCCACCCUAACUUUUUCAUUAAGAAUCUUAUGAUAAAAGGAGUUGUGUUUAGGAUUGUUUUUUAGGCUUUAAAUUUAAUGAUUAAUGCGUUAAUUCUUGCCCAAAAGGAAUGUAUAUUAUGAAUAAUUUCUGUACAAAUUGCCCUUAGAAAUGUGAAGAAUGCACUUCAGUAACAAAUUGCACUGCAUGCUCUCAAAAUUAUUUUUUGGAAAAUGGAAGGUGUUAGUUAGGUUGUUUGGUUGGCAAAAUGGAUUAUACCACUCAUGAAUGUGUCUCAUAAUGCGAUCCAUCAUUAUUUGAAUAUCAAAACUCAUGUUUAGUUAGCUGUCCCACAAAUCCAGUAUUAUAUUAUCAUUCAAAUAUUUGUAUGGAUGCAUGUCCAAAAAAUACAUUCUAGAAUAAUUAAGAAUGUCUUGAUUGCGAUGUGUCAUGUUCAUCAUGUAUUGGCCCAUCAAACAAUGAUUGUCUAGUUUGCAAAGAAACUUAUUACUUGCAUGACUAAUAAUGUACUCUCACUUGUCCUCAUUUAUAUAAUGAAGUAGAUAGAUCUUGUGUUAUUUCUUGUCCUCCAAAUCUUCUUUUAGAUGGAAAUAAAUGUAUUUUGAUUUGUAGAUAGUACAUUUACUCUAAUGCUUGUUUGUCAAACUGUCCACCUGGAACACACGAUGCAAAUUUCAUAUGCUACGAUUGCUCUUAGGAUUGUCUAGAAUGCGAUUCUUUUGGCUGUAUUAAAUGUGGCAAUGGAUCAUUUUUAAAUGAUGGAAUUUGUAGUAAUUUUUGCCCAUACUAUUACAAUAUUAUUUUAAAUCAAUGUGAGGAAUAAUGUCCUGAAGGAACAUUUCUUUAUAUUGAUCAAUGCUAUGCAUCUUGUCCAGCUAAUACAUAUACAUAUCUGUAAACAUGCCUUUUAGACUGUCCUUGGAGAACAACUUUAAUAGAAUCUAUUUGCUACUAAUGUCCAGAGAGAUGUUCAGUUUGUAAAAAUUAAUAUGAAUGUCUUAAUUGUGAUGAACCUUAUUACUAAUAUAAAGGAGAAUGUGUUGUGGCAUGUCCGAUUGUACUUCCCUAUUAAAAUAAAAUUUAUCAUGAAUGUUAAUCGGAAUGUUCACCAAAUACAUAUGAAAAAGGAUAUGAAUGCGUUAAAGAAUGCGAUUUAAUUAUCUAUUAGAAUAAAUGUUUAAAACAAUGUCCCUAUGGUUAUUAUGGUAAUACUAUAUGUAAGGCAUGUAAAUUAGAGUGCAAGGCUUGCACUGAUUUUAAUAUAUGCACAGAAUGUUCAGAUAAUUUUUACCUUGAGUAUAACUCAUGUGAUACAUAAUGUACAAGAAUCAUAGAUUUGAAAUAAAAGAAGUGCGUUGAUUCAUGUUCUUCUCUUUUGUAUCAAAAUGUGUGCUAUGAAACUUGUCCUAUAAACACCUAUUAAUAUAAAAAUACUUGUCUUCGAAAGUGCUUAGAUGGAUAUUUUGGUUCUAUAGAUUUCAAAUGCGAAAAAUGCCCUUUUUAAUGUAUCACAUGCAUCUCAUUUAACAUUUGUAACAGUUGUAACGUCGGAUAUUAUUUAUUUCAAAAUUAAUGUUUAGAUUAAUGUCCUGAUAAAUUAUUUUCAAACCCAUUAAUCAGUCAAUGUUCAUAAUCAUGUCCAGGUAAAACAUUCACUUUUAAAAAUUCAUGCCUGUAUCAAUGUCCAAGUGAUUAUUUUAAUGACACCGAAAGUUAUAAAUGUGUUUCAUCUUGUGGCAAACAACAAUAUCCUGAUAACAAAAAUUGUUAUCCCUGCUCAUUUUAAUGUGACUAAUGCACAGCAUAUGGAAAUUAAAAUUGCAUAGCAUGUGCGGCUAAUUACGUUUUAACUGAAGAUGGACGUUGUUUUGGAAAAUGUAAAGAUGGUUAUUAUUAAACGUCUAAUUCCUGUGAGCAAUGCUUACAUAAAUGUCUGACUUGUUAAAAUGGCACAGAAUGUUUAUAAUGCAGAGGAAUGAAUAGAGAACAAAUUGACUGCUCAUGUCCAAGAGGAUUUUAUGAUGAUCCAUUCUAUGAUAAUUGUUAAUAAUGUCCUUGCGAGGAAUGUACUUCUGAAUCUGAGUGUUUAGUCUGCAAAAAUAACCUAUAAGUACCCAACUGUUCAUGCAACAGGAGACUUAAUAAUGAUUGGUGUAUUACUUGUUUAAUAGCAUCUGUCAAUAUAUAUUAUUCGGAUGACCUAAAUUCAAUAAUAGUUUAUUUUGGAUAUUUAAUAUCUGUUAAUUUAAUUAAUCCGUUCGAACCCUCAAGCUGUUCUUUUUGGUUUAAUAAUGCUGAAAUAUUUGGACAAGAUGCUUAAUGCUACUUGUCAUGGGACAGAUAUGCAGUUCACAUCUUAUUGGAGCUUUACGCUUCUGUAAAUAUUGGAGAUGAAUUAAGUUUCUAAUAAUCUUUUUACCUAGAUGUAAAUGAAGGUCUUUGUAAUGGAUAAUAUAUUGAGACAUUUAUUGAUAGUACUGUGAAGGCACCAUCAUCUUAAACAAAACCUUAUAUACUUUUUGAUGUACCAUCUGUUGUAAGUACUUGUAAGACUAUUGAAAUUAAACAAAUAUUACUCGAAGGAACAGCAAAGAAGAUUCAAGAGGUGUUAUUUUGGACCCUUCAUGAAAUGGAAAAUGAUGAUUACUAUUUUGAAAUGGAGGCAUUCUUAGGAAAUUAAAAAAAUGAAUUCAUCAUUCCUAUAGGUACCCUAGCUUCUAAUGUUACAUAUACCAUAACAGCCAAAUAUAUUAAUUUCAUAAAAAGAGUGAAUUUCACAACAUUCACAUUCACCACACUACCAGAUCUUGUUCCUUAUGUCUUUCUAUAAUAUAAUCCUUUGAUGGCUAGGGUCUAUGUUUUUGAUUGUAAAGUCACAUAUUCUGACAUGAAAAAUGAAUUCAAUUUGACUAUUUAAGUAUCUGAUUCCAAUAAUAAAACUUAUUUAGUCAUAAAGCAAUCCAUUAAUCCAAUUUAUGAAGUUCUAUUAGACGAAUCUCUUUUACCCAAAGAAACACCAUUACUUUUUAUGGCAUCAACAGGAAGCUCUGUAAUUCAUGAAAAGAUAUGGCUAAAAUCAAAAAGGAUUGAAAUUUAAUUCCAUUAAAAGAAUAGAUUUAUUGGAUUAGACAAUUAAAUUAAUUCAAGAGCCUUUGAUAGAAAUAUAUAAGAUGUAGUGUUAAGUACUUUAAAUAUUUAAUAUUAAUGGUAAUGUAAUAAUUUAUUCAAUUUAUAACCUUGUAAGACAAAAGAAAAUAAAAUUAUGGAAUUUCCAUCCAGAAGAAUUGUUGAUAUCCUUGCAGAUAGUUAAAAUACUACUUUCGUCUUUUUUGUUAAAGCAUCUAAAGACACGAGAUGGACAGUAAAGGAAUAGUUGAUAGUUGUCACAGAUUUUGAAAUCGAGGAAGAAUUCGUAUUAAAUUAAGAAGUACCUCAAAAUACUGUGAAUCUAAAUAAUGAAAUAACUAUUUUAAUUAAAAAUAAUUAAAAAUAUGCUUUCAUUAUGUAAGAAUUCAAAAUUUUGGCUUCUAUCAAAUCUAAAGACUCAACUUUAAAGAUUAGGCUCGCGGGAUUGACAACCAAUUAUAAAAGUCCUGUGUACAUAUAUCUAGUUCCAGGCAAUGAAUCUAUAUCAUUUCAACUUAACAGUCCUCCUUCUGAAGUUUAAUUCAAAAUUUAUCCUUUUGUAGGUGAAUCUUUAGAUUACUUUAACUAUUCAAUCCAAAACCUACAACCUGGAAACAAUUUUAGCAUUUAUUACUAUUUUGAGAUUUAUAUUCUCUAAAUUGAUGUAAUUCAAUAAUCCAUCGAUUAUGGUAUUCCUUUGGUGAUUAAUUCUCAAGAAUUGACAGGUUCCUUUUAACUUCCAAAUGGAAUUGUUGAUGAUGCGAUAUCCAUUCUAUGUUAAAUUGAAUCCUCAAAAGGAUCAAAGUCGUAUUUAGUAUAGUAUAUUCAAGUCAAUAGAAAAAAUUAUCAGAUAAAUAAAUUAUAUUAAGCCUUCAAUAAUCAAACUAAUUUUUCAAAUUUGCAAAGUAUUCACACUAUGACUAAACUAAUGGAAAUUGAAUAAUAAUAGGUUUGCUUGAAACAAUGUUCAGGCGUUGGUACAUGCUUUGAUAAAAAGUGCAAAUGUCCUCCAGAAUAUUAUUUUGACGACUGCAGUGGAACCCUAUAGGAACAUAAUAAUUUCAGCAACCUUAUUUUAAAUGCUUUACAAUAAUUAAUUAAAAUUCCAAUAACAAAUGAUGAUGAGUUUAGAUUAUUUAGUUAAUCUUUAUUGUACUUAUCCACUCUAAUUGAUUUAAAUAAUACAAUUACAAAUUUAGAUUGCUAAUAAAUUUUAGAACAAUACAUUUAAAAUCUUAAUUCAAGAUUAUAAAAAAUCAAUCAAUACUCAAUUAAUCUUCAAUAUCAGUCAACCACUUAUCUUAAUUACUCUCAAAUUGAUAUAAGAUCAUUUAAAAAUUAGAAUGAUUUGCACACAGCCUUAAAGAGCACAGUAAUUAUGUGGGCCAUAACUUUAUUUACUUAAGACUCUGCUGUCUAUUAAUUGCAAAGUCGCUUAAAAGACUUUUUGUCAGCCAUAAUAGAACUGUCUCUAUUUGGUAUUGAACUCAACGAAUCUAUUGAUUACUCCUUUGAUAUAGCCUUUUUAAAAAUUUAAAGAGUUAGUAAUAUAUCUAAUAUCACAAAGGAAAGAAUAUUAGUUGAAACCACUGGAAAUCAUUUCAGUGAUUCAGAAUACUAUGACGUUGUUUAAGCUAUAUAUAUUCGAAAUUAUUUCUCUUUUGAUGGUUACUAUCCCUAUCCUUUAUAAUUAUAUCCUCUUUACGAUUACUAAAUACGUCAAUAAAAUAGAAAAUAAAAUAUUUUAUUAUCGACAUACAUCUCAUACAAAUUUAAAGCACUUAAUGAUACUACAAAUUUGGUUUGCUUAAUGAGAAAUUCUUAGACAUAUGAAUGGUCAAAUCAUAAUUGCACACUUCAUGAAUUGAAUACAUCCUAUUUUUGUAAUUGUACAACACUUGCGCCAACAACUAUUUGUAAUGAUUAUGACUACCUUUAUUUAAGAUCUCCUUAGUUCUAAUUAAAAAUUCCCAAUCUGUUAUAUAUUAUUUACUUUGCAUAACUAAUCAUAUUAGGGAUAUUUUUCAUUUAGGCAGGGAAGUCUCAGCGUGAUAAAUCUAUAGAUAAUAAUAAAUUUGGCUAAGUUAUGAAAUUGGCAAAAAGGAGCAAAGCAGCAAUUUAAGGAAAUAAAAUAAUUCCUAUUGAGGAUGAAAAACCAACAGCUUCAAUUGAAUUCAAAUUACAGUAAAAUACAUAGCAACAGGCAGAUAAAGACAAGUUUAGUCUUAAUAACUUUUGGAAAUAUCAUUUUCUAACUUCAAUUAUUUAUAAAAAAAUUUGUUACUUUAGCUCAAUUCAACGUUCUAUUUUGAUUUUAUUGAGGUGGAAUCAAGCUAUUAUUAUUGGAGAAAUCUUAAGUGUUAUUGGAUUCAAUUAUGAUAUUUCUAUGUGGAUCAUCCUAUCAUCAAUCGUUUUUAGUAGAAUUUUUGAGUACAUUUUCAAAGUAAUCAGUUUCUUCUAAUUUAGACUUAAAUCAAAUACUUUUUUUAUAUGA
This is a messenger RNA of Paramecium tetraurelia, 10563 nucleotides long. RefSeq lists its product as uncharacterized. The transcript is spliced from 6 exons. The record is from RefSeq and is a predicted model, not a curated record. Lineage: Eukaryota; Ciliophora; Oligohymenophorea; Peniculida; Parameciidae. Gene Ontology annotation, molecular function: protein binding.